Molecule: messenger RNA, 2460 nt
Organism: Danaus chrysippus (African queen)
Lineage: Eukaryota; Metazoa; Arthropoda; Insecta; Lepidoptera; Nymphalidae
Source: the annotation of a GenBank genome assembly
AUGUUAGGGUCGAGAUAUACCGUGUCGAGGCAGGGAGGCUUCAAGCCGCCAAGAACUGCCGUGGUUAUAGAUGAUGAAGAUGAAUUAUAUACAGGAUUCAACGAAGUGUCACCGGCCUUGGACACCAAGAAUCUUCGAGAGGAUCAAGUGUUCCAGCAGACCGUGAGAACAGCUAAUAUGGGACGACAGGCCGCUAGUAGAAUGGGCACCGGCUUAUUUCGUGUGGGCACGGUGAGUGUGCGUGGAGCUCGUACGGGUUCGGCUAGACCGGUGACGGCGUUGAGGGCUGCUGGGUAUUCCUCGGGGAAAGAUGCUCCCCGGGACGAACGGAGAGAGGAAACUAUUGAAGAUAAAAUAAAACAAAUGGAAGCGAAGAUCAUGACUCUUGUUGAGGAGUCGUGCGUGCUGGUUGCGAGGAGAGGUGCUGAAGACGAGAACGAUAGCAAGAGGGAACAGAACUUGAGUCAGGCGUUAGCGAAGGCCCAAGAAGCGUCAACAUUGGAAAGACAGCUAAUUAGAAUGCAAGAGCAAGCCAAUUUGGGCGACUCGCAUAAUUUGGAUUUGACUUUUGCGGUUCUUUGCAAUCUAGCUGACCAGUACGCCCUCAACGAAAUGUACACUGAAGCUCUUAAUACUUACCAACUUCUCACCAGGAACAAACUCUUUCCUCACGCGAAUAGACUUAAGGUGAACAUGGGAAACAUACAUUUCAAGAUGGGCGAACAUCCGAAGGCUUUAAAACUUUAUAGAAUGGCCCUGGACCAGACUCCUACCGCGGAGAAGGAUCUGAGGAUGAAAGUGAUGCAUAACAUCGGUCUUCUAUUAGUACGGAUGGGCAAGUUUCGUGAUGCUGUUACAAAUUUCCAGCACAUCAUGCAAGAACAGGGCGAUUUCCAGACAGGUCUUCACUUGGUGCUGUGCUCGGUCGCUCUUGAUGACGCCGAGGGUGGCAGGGCAGCCUUCCACGCGAUGUUAGACGUAGAGCCUCCCACCUAUCAUCACGACAUAGCCAUCGAUGAUGAGAAUGAUCCGUACGAGUGUGUGGUCCGUGACGUGGUGCGAGGUGACCGUCUGUCUCGCUGGUCCCGGACAGCCUCCGCCCUCGCCGAGCGCUGCCUGGCGCUGGCCGCCGCCGCGCUAGCGAGGGACGAGGACGCUGGGCAUGUAACAUUUAACAUAUAUAUAGGAAACAUUUUAAAAUUAAAGAAACGACGAGGUCGAUUUUUGGAGGGCACGUCAUGGUGUGUGGAAGCGCUUCGAGGGUAUUCAGGCGGCAGUGCGGGCGCGAGGCUGGAGUUAGGCAGCGCACUAGCAGCGCUGCGCAGCGCAGCCGGGACCGCUAGUACCGGGGCCAGCUCCGGGUCCACGGGCGCCAUGUCCGCUGGAACGAGAGCGCUGCAGCGGCUGAAGGCGGUGGCGAGAGCUCAUCCCAACGACCGUGUGUUACGAGCUGAAGCGAAUGCCGAUGCUGCCUUUGUAGCGUACGCGUUGGGCAAGUACUCCGAGGCGCGGUCUCUGAGCGAGGCGGCGUCCCGGGACGACCCGUAUGGCUGCGCGGCUCGUGUGACCCACGCCCUAGCCUCUAUGGCGCCCCCCGGAUCUCCCUCCACGACCUUUGACCCUGCUGUACUGGCUGAGGUCACCGCAAACCUCACGGCCGCCACACAUCUUGACCCUACUGACCUUAUUGCUCUUCACGACUCAGCCCUAGCUUUGGAAAGGGCGGGAGAAGACAAGAGUGCCGAGGCUCGCUGGCAGCGUAUUCGUAGCGCGGCGACCGCUGGCAGCACGCUGAGGGGACUGGCGGCGGCCGGACUGGCGCGACUGGCGGGGAAUAGAGGAGACGCUGGCGCCGCCGAGCAUUGGUACGGCGUGAUAGGCAGCUGGGACGCCAGCGUCACGCUCGCUCUGGCCGAGCUGCAUUCAGAGGCCGGCGACCCGCAGACCGCGCAGCAUCACUACCAGGAUGUGGAGGCGGCCUGGCCGGGCGAGGAGUCAGCGCUCCGCUGGCUGGCCCGCGGACCCCCCUCCUCAUCUCUGCCCUACCUAAGACGAGCAGCGCGCCUACAGCCCGGACAUCCUGAAUGGGGCCUCAUGAUGGGCGAGUGUCUCCGCGCCAACGGACAGUACCAGGAGGCGCUCUCUGUAUAUAAGAAGCUCAACACUAGGUUCCCUGAAAACGUCGAGUGUCUAAGAAUGCUGGUGAAGCUGUGUAGCGCCCAGGGGCUGGAGGAGGCGGGCGUGUGGAGGAGACAGCUGCGGGGGGUGCUGGCGCGGGCACAGGGGGACGCGAGGGGGGAGGGGGAGACUAGAGGCUUAUCGGCGGCGAGCGUGAGUUCAUCUGAGGACCGCGGCAGAGCAGCCACUGGUAAAGAUUGUUCUGAUAUAAAAUGUUCCCGCAGAGGCCGGGCUUCGGGGAGGAGGAGGGAGGAGGAGGAGUUGCCGCUACCACCGGAGUGA